AUGGCCUUGCCUAUGAAGAAGACCGUGAUGAAGGCAAUGAAGUCUGCGGCCAUGAAGGCAAAGGCCAUGAAGGGAAUGAAGGUGAUGAAAAAGAAAGCCAUCAGCAAAAUCGCUCGGGGCAAGCUGGCGAAGGUGGUUGUCUUCCAGGGUCGCAAGGAGAAGACCGCGACGGGCCUCCAGAAGACGCACCUCAUGAAGAAUAAGCGCGGUAAGGUGGUGACCAAGAAGAAGCACGCCAGCGGCAAGCUGUUUCAGAAGUUGGGGCAGAAGUGGAUCAGCGCGGUGAUGACCGCGAGAAAAGAGCUGGGCAUGAAAGGCUUUUGCGCGGUAGGCGGCAAGAGUGCUCAGGGCAAGGCGCUCUAUGCCAAGGCCAAAGCGCUUUAUGCAGCAUGA
Molecule: messenger RNA, 393 nt
Organism: Symbiodinium sp. CCMP2456
Lineage: Eukaryota; Dinophyceae; Suessiales; Symbiodiniaceae
Source: the annotation of a GenBank genome assembly